Molecule: messenger RNA, 498 nt
Organism: Rangifer tarandus platyrhynchus (Svalbard reindeer)
Lineage: Eukaryota; Metazoa; Chordata; Mammalia; Artiodactyla; Cervidae
Source: the annotation of a GenBank genome assembly
AUGGCCCGCCGCGCCGGGGCGCAGAGCAAACUUAACCUUCAUUUGGGAGCGCCCAGCGGCCGGAGCGCGCGGCGCGGCCAUCGAUCGCCGCUAAUGGCCUCGUCUAAAUGCGGAGCCGCUGCCUCCUCCCCCCGGGUCAGCGCGCCCCCGCCCUCGCCUAGCGCUGUGUGCAAAAUGGUGUUUACCAAAGUCAAUAUUGGCUGCCCGCACCACCCAGGGACCCCGGCAGGCAGCCCCCGCUGGCCUCCCAGAGCCCGGGGCCGCAUCCGGGCUGCCCAGGCCUCGUCCUUGCUGUCGCAACGGACCCCGCCCCGAGGGGAUGCCUGCGAGCCUGACCCAGCGGGGCCUCACCCAAGGUUGCCCAGGGCCCUGAGUCCCUGGACCCUCCAGGCAGCGCCCACCGUGGAAAGAGGAGACUUCGGGUUGACUCCUGGCUGGGAUGUCUGUAUUAUCUGGGCAGGUCCCUUCACCUCGAGCGCUCUGGGCUCGCAUUUUUAA